CACAAGAUUGACACUUUCCUUAUCUGCCACAAAGAGGAGGAUCUAGAUGAAAUGGAAGCAGAUCAUUUAAAAACUCAGCAAAACCACCGCCCCUGGAACAAAGAGAUAUUGGCCUCCUUCUCCCAUGGGUCUUACACACAACUUCCUACAUCCUCAGUGUGCAGAUCUACAUCCAAGGAGAUCAACAAACGGAUAGAACAUGCUAUAGAUCUUCGCAGCAGUGAGCGCAUGCGUCAGGAGCAUAUCACUUCAGCCACAUUGGUGUUUAAGGAUACACACAUUGAGGAGAAGUUCUCUCAGGUAAGGGAUGAGAUGUUUAAGACCAAUCUAGUAUGCUCCUUCAUCAUGUUUCUUCUUCUCAUGGCUGUCCAAGCCCUCAUUCCUGUACCCAGGUUGUAUUACUGGACAGCACUGCAGUUCUGUCUGUUCUUGCUGGGAUAUCUCUUAUUGCUUAUGAUGGUCUUGGCUGAAGAGUUUAAACAUUCUCCCAGUGUCCUUCAGCAGUUCUGCUGCUGGAUCCAUGAAAACAACAGUAUGCGGAACCUUCUCACUGUCACAGCCAUAGCCAUCAACUUUGGCAUGGCUCUGUUUGACAUGAUAUGGUGUAACUCUACUGAGACAAGAGAAAUAAGCACCAGUGAAACAGAGGAAUAUCAGACCAGCCAGAAGCCACUUACUGCCUGCACGUAUCCAGAGUUCUUCGUUCUAAGUGGAGUGGUUUCUAUGGUGACCUGUGCUGUGUUCCUGAGGCUGAGCUCUCUCUUAAAAUUGGCUAUUCUGUUGUUGGUGGUGGUGAUCUAUACUUACUUCAUUGAAGUGUCCUUCCACAUGCUGUAUGUACAUCAUCCAGAGCAGGAACAGUCAGGCAGGUCUCAAUACCUCAGAAGAAAGGGAGCCUCAAUUCUGUUGAUGGCAAUAUUUGUCAUAGCUGUGUUCUACAAUGGUCGACAGUGGGAAGCAACAGCACGGCUAGACUUCCUGUGGCGUUUGCAAGCUCAGCAGGAAGUGCAGGAGAUGAGAGAUCUGAGGGAACACAAUGAGUGUCUGCUGCAUAACAUCCUGCCUGCACACGUUGCUUGUCACUUCCUAGAAAGGAACAGAAAUGAUCAGGAGCUGUAUUCUCAGUCCUAUGAUGAGGUGGGGGUAAUGUUUGCCUCCAUCGCUGGCUUUAAUGAAUACUACGAGCAGAAGGAGAUCAAUCACGAGGGAGUUGAGUGUCUCAGACUGCUCAAUGAGAUCAUUGCAGACUUUGAUGAGCUGUUGGAGGAGACAUAUUUUUUGGACAUUGAGAAAAUCAAAACCAUUGGGAGUUGCUACAUGGCAGCGUCUGGUCUAUCACCUGAUAAACAGUCUCGUGUUGUAAAUGACUGGCAUCAUCUCAGUGAGUUGGUUCUGUUCGCUCUGGCUAUGCAAGAGACCCUGAAAGAGAUCAACAAAAAACAUUCCUCAAACAAUUUUCAGCUCCGCGUUGGAAUUGCCCACAGUCCUGUUGUUGCUGGAGUCAUCGGUGCCACCAAACCCCAGUAUGAUAUCUGGGGCAUGACAGUGAAUUUGGCAAGUCGAAUGGACAGUACUGGAGUCAGUGGAAAGAUUCAGGUCCCUGAGGCCACACGUAAUAUUCUAGCGGACUGGGGCUUUGUGCUAGAGUUGCGUGGUGAGAUAUACAUAAAGGGCGUCAGUGAGCGAAAGGGACAUGUCCGAACAUACUUCAUCAGCACCAAAAGGCGGCAGCUGUCAAGCAACAGGAUUGCAGACAGAGGAAAGAACGGACGGAGUGGGAGGACCACUCUCGCCGCUGUGGUCUUUGGCCUUGUACAGGCCAUUCACAGAGAAAAACAGAGAGGUACCAAUGGAGGUUUCACUCUGCCAAACAACAACUUUAACAACUUCAAAUUAUGAUAUGAAACACCAGGGCCUAAAACUAACUUUUUACCACACCUGCCAAUGGC
Molecule: messenger RNA, 1949 nt
Organism: Sinocyclocheilus rhinocerous
Lineage: Eukaryota; Metazoa; Chordata; Actinopteri; Cypriniformes; Cyprinidae
Product: adenylate cyclase type 8-like
Exons: 12
Biological process (GO): intracellular signal transduction; cAMP biosynthetic process; adenylate cyclase-activating G protein-coupled receptor signaling pathway
Cellular component (GO): plasma membrane
Molecular function (GO): adenylate cyclase activity
Source: RefSeq, a predicted model, not a curated record